AUGGCAAAUAAAAUAAAUAAAAAUAAAUGCAAAAAUAAAGAAAAAAGAGCAGAGAGAGCCCGCGGGGGGUCCCGGAGCACACUGUCUACGCAGCAGCGCAGCGCGGCUGCUGCAGAACCCUCCGCGCAGCAAAAGGCAUGGCUCUGGGGCGCCCCGCUUGCGGCGGAGGCUUUGGGGCGUUUUAAAAGAAUAAAUUUGAAGUUUAAAUUAAAAAAAAAUAAAAAAAAUAAAAAGGAUUUAACAGACAGGGCCUGGGAAGGCAGGGGCGGGCAGCAGCGGCAGCAGCAGCCUCACUUGCUCUCCCAUGUGCCCGUAGCUGCAGCAGCAGCAGCAGCAGCAGCAGCAGCAGCAGAUGGGGCCUCAGGCUUUCUGUUGGGAUUUGCUUGCAGAGAUCUGCUGCUAGUUGGUCUUUUUAUCUUUUCUUUUGCGUUUUCUAAUUGGAUCUCGAGGAGAAGAGCUUCGAGCCGGGCUGCCGGGCCGGCGCGCUGCUGCUGCUGCUGCUGCUGCUGUUGCUGCGAGGCGCGUCAAGAGCAGCAGCAGCAGCAGCAGCAGCCCUCGCGGCCGUGCCUGCCGCCGCUUCUCGCCCGAGGCCUGCAGCAGCAGCAGCAGCAGCAGCAGCAGCUCUGGGCUCUUGUCUUUCAGAUUUUGCAGCUUCUUGCUGCGCCCUUUGCCCCUGCCCCCGCACUGGAGCAGCAGCAGCAGCAGCAGCAGCAGCAGCGCAGCGCCGCAGCCUUCCAGGCCAAUCUGUGUCUCCAUUUAUUUCUGUCUUUUUGCUGCUUUCCCUUUUGCAGUGUCGCCUUUCUGCUGCUGCUUCUCUGCCCAGCAGCAGCAGCAGCGCCAACUCCCCACCCGCACCAGCAGCAGCAGCAGCAGCAGCAGCAGCAGCAGCAGCAGCAGCAGCACCGCACCUGCCCCCGCCGUGGCCCCUGCGUUCUGCAGCCUCUGACUGAGCCUUCCCAGGCCCUGCCCCCUCUGCGCCUCCCGCAGCUUUCCUGCUGCUGCUCUCCUGCCGCUGCUGCUGCUGCUGCUGCUGCUGCUGCUGCUGCUGCUGCUGCUGCUCAAUGGGAAAGUCCGAGCUGCCGCUGCCGCCCCUCUCGGGCUUCCCCUCGCUGGGCGACGGCAGCAGCAGCCCAGUGGCCCCGCCAGUGCCUGCGGGGGCUUGGGGUUUGCGUGCUGCAGCAGCAAAGAUAG
Eimeria necatrix is the source of this 1191-nucleotide messenger RNA. RefSeq lists its product as hypothetical. Gene Ontology annotation, molecular function: transcription coregulator activity. The record is from RefSeq and is a predicted model, not a curated record. Gene Ontology annotation, biological process: regulation of transcription by RNA polymerase II. Gene Ontology annotation, cellular component: SWI/SNF complex; nucleus. NCBI's taxonomy places the organism in Eukaryota, Apicomplexa, Conoidasida, Eucoccidiorida, Eimeriidae.